GCAGCCAGUGUAGAUGCAGAGCCUUUUUCACAACAAUAACAUCAACUAAAUUAGCAUCUCUACAUCUCAGAUUUAAGGACUAAACUUUCCGAACCAUCUCAUAAGCCGUGCAUUGGACCGCAACACGCUGACGUUCCCCCUCUGAUUUUGGUUCCAUCUUCUGUUGAUAAUGGGAGCGGAUGGGUUUGCAGAUUUACAAGCCUCCUUUUUGCAGGACCAGAAACAAGAAUCAUGGCUUGCCAGCUAGGCCCCGGAUGGAUUUUGUAGCAAAGACCAAGAAUCUAUAGAUAAUAAAAUACUGGGUAUCUUCUUGAUGCUUGCAUAUAAAAUACGGUGUUAAAAAGCCAGCGUCCGGCUUUGAAGAUUACAUUUGAGUUUUGUUGUCUUUUUGGGGCCAACAUCAGCUAGUGAGCCUGCUAGCUUCACAACCUUGACUGCUUGACGUCUUGCCUUCGUUAGCUUCUUUAGCCGGCUAACGGUAGCUAGCGACGCUUGGCUAGCCAUCCACUGGCCCAAUCAUUGGGAAUAUUACUUUUUUGCAGGAUUUACUAUCGCCGCUGUGUACCCGAAGAGCUUUGUACCACAAAUUCCGUUUGCAGCGCUUGUUCCUGGAUGAAUGUGGGACAAAAUGGAGACCCCGACGAUUGUGUACGAUUUGGAUACCUCUGGGGGCUUAAUGGAGCAAAUCCAAACACUACUAGCACCCCCCAAGUCUGAGGAGGUAGAGAAGAGGAAUCGGAAGUUGGUGAGAGACGUACGGAGAAGCGGCAGGGCCACCAACCACGACACCUGCGAUAGUUGCCGGGAGGGGGGCGACCUGCUAUGCUGUGACCACUGUCCGGCAGCCUUCCACCUCCAGUGCUGCAACCCCCCUCUGAGUGAAGAAAUGCUUCCUCCAGGAGAAUGGAUGUGUCAUCGCUGUAAUGUUAGGAAAAAGAAGCGGGAGCAGAGAUCAGAGCAGACUAACGGCCUUCCAGAGAAGUCCUCGUCCAAACGCUCCACGUCUCCUCCGGUGGAGCUGGAACUCAAUGCUGGCCCGCUGCGCCUCGAUGGCCUGCCUCCAGGGGCCGGAGCAGCAGGUCCCGGUCUACGAGUGGCCCAGGUUCGUCUUCUAGACCGCAGGACCAGCAGCAGGCCCAGCAGCCGGCCUGGGACUCCGACGUCCAACACCUCAUCCACCCCGACCCCCUCAGAGGAGCAGAACGAUGGAGAGGAGGAGGCAGCAGAGCCUGAGGAAGAUGUUCAAGGAGCAGAGCUGGAGGGUGCUACGCUGUCGGCUCCAACUCCUCGCCUUCUCAAGAGGCCCUUUCAGCUCCUCAUAGCAGCAGCCAUGGAGAGAAACCCGACACAGUUUCAGCUGCCCACCGAGCUCACCUGCACCACUGCACUGCCUGGAAGCAGUAAGCGAAGGAGAAAAGAGGAGCUUCUUGGGAAGCCGUUCAGAAGACCUCAGCAUGAACUGGACCCCAACGGUCUGGUCCCGCUACCAGUCAAAGUCUGCUUUUCAUGCAACAGGAGUUGCCGGUUGGCUCCACUGAUCCAGUGUGAUUACUGUCCACUUCUCUUCCACAUGGACUGUCUGGACCCUCCACUCACAGCUUUACCAGCUGGAAAGUGGAUGUGUCCAAACCACGUUGAGAACAUAGUGCUGAAUCAGAGGAGCCUGAGCCUGUCCAGACGCUGUCAGCUCUUUGACCAGUUCCAGGACAGGAUGUCCCAGCAUGCCGUCAAGUUGGACUUCCUCCGUAGAGUCCAUCGGCAGAGCGCUCCCAACAGACGCACUUCUCACCAGCAGAUCACGAGGACCAUAAAGGUACCAGAUGCCAUCAAGUCCCAGUACCAGAAUCCUCCGACCAUGCUGCUUCCUGCAGGGAUGCGGCAGUUAGAGCUGGUUUGCAGUGGUGUCCCUGACCAACAAGCCUCAAAGCACCUCACCACAGAGGCUGAACAGCAGGAGUGGCUUCAAGACGUCAUUGCACUCCAGUGCAGCAUCAUGCGACACCUGUCCAUCAAACAGAGGCCCGGAUCCACUGCAUCAUUAGCAGAUGUGGACUGUGAGCUGAAAAGCAGUGUGAAACCAUGUGUUAGAUCAGAGGACGUUAAAACUCAGGCGUCUGCAGGAAGGACUUCUUCCCCUGAUCCCUGUUCUAACCCCUGCAGUAUGCCAGAAAACUCCCAGGCAGCUUCUGUUUGCAGGGACCCCCCAGCAGAGCUGGGCGCCUGUAAAUGCAGCACAACACCGUGUCAGAACUGUAGGAAACCCAACGGACCUCUGACUGAUCCUCCUAAAGCCAACGGACCCGUAGAUUGUACGACUUCAGACUCCUGCAGGCAGGCGGAGCUGCAGCUGAGACUGAAGCCGGUGGCCUCAGACUCGGCUCCUGCCUCGGGGCUGAUGAACCACAUAGGAACAGAAACGGUUAAAAAGGAGCCUGAGAACGUCUCAGAAGCCUGCGCCCAGAAAAACCGCCCCACUGCCACCAACGUACGGCCCCCCAGCAGCCAGCAGAACCAUCAAAGCCAAACACACCUGCAGGAGGAGUUCAUGAGCAGCAAGGAGAAACCUCCGUACUCCAUCACCAGCAGCUCUCCAUCAGAUGCUCCAUCUAAAGGGAACCAGGAGCUCGACUCCACAAAGCUGGGCUCAUUAUCACCAACUCCAGACAUCAAGGCUGGUCCUGGACUGAUGGACACUCUGCUGCCCAGCACACUCUCCUCUCUAGCUAACUUGUCCACCUGCAUGAAGGACGGAAAGGAAGAUGGAGGGAUUGAACUGGACAAGCUGGAUGCAGAGAUGAUCAAACUGCUGGCCUACCAAAGGAUCCAGCAGCUCUUUCCCCCCAAAGUACCCAGCACUCCACCCCCCCCAGUCUCCAACGCUGCCUGUAAAACCACAUCGCCCUGCCCUGACAGUCAGAAGAAGGUCCAGGCCAGGGCGGUCUUCUAUCCUCUGACAGGAAAAGGUGAAGCUGUCGGCAUGUGCUACAGGACGCUACACAUAGGAUCUGGUGCCGACAUGGACGUGUGCCUUACCAACUAUGGUCACUGCAACUAUAUAUCGGGCAAACACGCCUGUAUUUUCUACGAUGAGAAUACCAAGCAUUACGAGCUGCUGAACUACAGCGAGCACGGCACCACAGUGGACAACGUCCUCUACUCCUGUGACUUCUCUGAGAAGGCCUCACCGUCUACGCCCGGUGGCUUGGUGGCCAAAGUCCAAGGAAUUAUCCGUCGCAGUAAGAAGCGUGAGGAAGGUGAAGGUCCCGGUCCCAUGGUGGGUCUGUUACCAUUGGGUGGGGUGAUGAGCAGCCAUCCUCGGGGGGCCCUGGAGACAUCGUGCAGCUGUAAGGCGAGCAGCUCCAGCCUAAUCGGGGGCAGCGGGGCUGGCUGGGAGGGCACAGCGCUGCUCCACCAUGGCAGCUACAUCAAACUGGGCUGCCUCCAGUUCGUCUUCAGCAUCACCGAGUUUGCCAGUAAGCAGCCCAAAGAGGAGCAGACCGUCCCCGCCCCCACCAUCAGUAGCUCCAACCUCAUCACCACCUCCACCCCUCCACCCAACACUGCCACAGUGAGCAGCCCUUCCAGCCAGGAUGAGGCAGACACUGAAGCUGCACCCCCCCACCAAGUGCCCGUACUUCCCUCCACCUUGGUUCCAUAACCUGCACAGGAGGCCCCUCCCCCCGUGUUUUUGUUUGCACCUUUCAGUCAGGAUGAAGGGAAACGUGACCAGCUGGUUGGUGAACAGGGAGUAGUUUUCUUUUUAAUGCUUUCUAUCUUUGCAUGAACUUGAAGUAAUCUUGACAAUCUCUUCUGUUUGUGAACGACUGACAGUAAUCUUGUGUUCAGACCAUUAGGACGUUGGGCCGACAUUAUUUACUGAGCUCAAUAUUUCUUUUUGCCAGUAUAUAUUAGUUUUGUAUGGUGUAACCUUUAAUAUGUCAGUCAGCCCAUUUAGCACAGACUUUUUUUUUUUUUUUUGUGUAGCAUUGAAAUACAUAUGUUCUAAUUUCUUUUGCUGCUUUUGCACCACAGGUAGCUAUAUAUGUAUGAAAACAUACAUGCUUACACACUAUAUGUACAUAUAUAUUGUAAAUAUAUAUAAUUCAGUGCCUCUCAGUUGGAGAAACAUUGGAUUUCAUGUAGAUUUACCAUCUUUUUUUGGUUUUUAACUGUACAGUCCAUGAAAUUUGUGAUACUGUGUAGAGUACCAGAGGUUUUGUGAUAAAACUUGUUCUUAGUCUGUACUUUCACCUGUAGUCCAUCUGUAAAUACCACCAUGGUUUUAGCACUCAUUUUAACAUCAUGUGCUGCUCUGUAUAUAAGCACUCUGUCUGUAUCUGCUUGUCUGUUAAAACCUGUAAAUACAGAAGAUUUUCUAAUAACA
Molecule: messenger RNA, 4384 nt
Organism: Melanotaenia boesemani (Boeseman's rainbowfish)
Lineage: Eukaryota; Metazoa; Chordata; Actinopteri; Atheriniformes; Melanotaeniidae
Gene: phf12b
Product: PHD finger protein 12b
Exons: 15
Coding region: 617-3658 (1013 amino acids)
Biological process (GO): negative regulation of transcription by RNA polymerase II
Cellular component (GO): nucleus; Sin3-type complex
Molecular function (GO): transcription corepressor activity; protein binding
Source: RefSeq, a predicted model, not a curated record